Molecule: messenger RNA, 492 nt
Organism: Thyridium curvatum
Lineage: Eukaryota; Fungi; Ascomycota; Sordariomycetes; Thyridiales; Thyridiaceae
Exons: 1
Coding region: 1-492 (163 amino acids)
Biological process (GO): tRNA wobble adenosine to inosine editing
Molecular function (GO): tRNA-specific adenosine-34 deaminase activity
Source: RefSeq, a predicted model, not a curated record
AUGGUGUUAGAUACAGAGAUGAGGUACUUGCGGCGGUGUCUGGAGCUCGCCCGUGAGGCGCUCGACGCAGGGGAUGCCCCCUUUGGGUCGGUGCUGGUGGACAGCACCGGCAGGAUCCUCAAGGAAGAUCGCAACCGAGUCCAAACCGGCAGGGAUCUCACGCUACACCCAGAGUUCACGUUAGCUCAGUGGGCCUCUCAGCACCUGUCUCCCGAAGAGCGUGCCGCGGCAACGAUCUACACCUCAGGGGAGCAUUGCCCAAUGUGUUCGACUCUCCACGCAUACGCGGGCUUGGGCAGGAUCGUUUACGUCGCCAGUGCCCAGCAGUUUGUUCAGUGGAGGGCUGAGUUUGGCGGUCGGCCGUCUUCUGUGCACAUGCGUCCUAUCAACGACAUUGCGCCCGGCGUUCUUGUGGAAGGCCCAGUGCCGCAGCUGGAAGAUGCCAUCCGUGAGCUUCAUAGGCUCAAAGCCGUGCGCACCGCAGCCAAGUAG